CUUCUGUUUUUGCAGACUUUAUAUGCCAUUUCAUAAAAAGUAACCUAAGUCUGUAAGUUAACACUUUAACUUCAAUACCAGAAUUAUUAUCAAACAGCCUCUAAGGUACCCUACUUGCUAUAUUACUUCAAGGUACUAUCUGACUAUUGUAACUUUGAACAUCUUGUGUAAUGGAUGAUGAAUCGGAAACAUACAGGCUCUGGAGAAUUCGAAAAACAGUGAUGCAGCUGUGUCAUGAUAGGGGAUACCUGGUAACUCAACAUGAACUGGAUCAAACAUUGGAAGAAUUUAAAGAAGAAUUUGGCGACAAACCAAGUGAAAGGCACCCAGCUAGACAAGAGUUGACUGUUCUUGUUGCACAUAAUGAUGAUCCUACAGAUCAGAUGUUUGUAUUUUUUCCAGAGGAACCUAAAGUUGGUAUAAAAAAUAUCAAGAUGUAUUGUCAAAGAAUGCAAGAAGAAAAUAUUCAAAGAGCAGUCAUAGUUGUUCAGUCUGGAAUGACGCCGUCUGCCAAACAAUCUCUGGUUGAUAUGGCCCCUAAGUAUAUUCUUGAACAAUUCCUUGAGCAAGAGCUGCUGAUUAAUAUAACUGAGCAUGAGCUUGUUCCUGAGCAUGUCGUUUUGAAUCCUGAAGAAAAAGCAGAGCUUCUUGCUAGGUAUAAAUUGAAAGACCAUCAACUACCUAGAAUUCAGGGUGGUGAUCCUGUGGCUAGGUAUUUUGGAUUGAAGCGUGGACAAGUAGUUAAAAUUGUGCGACCAAGUGAAACUGCUGGAAGAUACGUAACAUAUAGAUUGGUGCAAUGAUGCAGAUAUCAAUUAUAGCAGUCACAUUGUAGUAUUGAGAAGACUAACUCAUUGGGGAGUUUGGAAGUAAUGUUGAUGUUUGGGAAAAACUCCUUUGGCAGUCAUAUGUUCUCAGAAUGAAGUAAACAUUUCAACAAAGGGUCAUGAAAGGUCGAGCAUAAAAGUGAAGGGCGCUUAUUCCAGGAUAACCAAAAUUUGAGUAUUCCGCACAAUAAAAUGAAAUACAUUAUUGCA
Messenger RNA from Styela clava, 1037 nucleotides. RefSeq names its product DNA-directed RNA polymerases I, II, and III subunit RPABC1. Gene Ontology annotation, molecular function: DNA binding. NCBI's taxonomy places the organism in Eukaryota, Metazoa, Chordata, Ascidiacea, Stolidobranchia, Styelidae. Gene Ontology annotation, cellular component: RNA polymerase I complex; RNA polymerase II, core complex; RNA polymerase III complex. The record is from RefSeq and is a predicted model, not a curated record. Gene Ontology annotation, biological process: tRNA transcription by RNA polymerase III; transcription by RNA polymerase II; transcription elongation by RNA polymerase I.